UUAGUCCAACUGAUACUUUCCUCUUUCUUUCUUUAGGGGUUCGCAGCGUCCCGCAAACCCUCAAAAACCCACCGAACAUGGUUUGAUCUUCCGGCGAAUUUCGCCGCCGACCGAUCGUUUUCGUCACCAUAUCACAUCCAUAUCUUUUCCACUAGGCUUUGCUGCCAUGGAAGAUGCUCAAUCAGUUGCUACACUCAUGGAUUCCACGAGCUCUAAGAUUCAACAACUUCAGAAAGCAUUUGCUGAGCUCGAAAGUCAUCGUGCCGUAACUCUGAAUUUAAAAUGGAAACAACUUGAAGAACAUUUUCAUGGACUUGAGAAGUCCCUGAAGAGGCGUUUUAAUGAAUUGGAAGACCAAGAAAAGGAACUCGAGAGCAAGGCAAUGGAAGCCCAAGAGUUGUUGGUGAGGCGUGAAGCAGCUGUCACAGCCAAGGAACAAGCUUCAUUGGAGAGGCUCCAAGAGAAGAGAGAUGCUGCAGUCUCUGCAAUUCUAGAUAAGCACAGGAAGGUAUUUCCCGGAGAACCUGCUGUUGUCACGAGUGAGGGCCAAGGUGGAACAGCAUUUGUGGAAGAGAAACCACCUGAUGCCAUGGCUGCUGAGACUCCUGAGAGUAACAACGAAGACAUGAAGAAGACUUCUGAAAUUGGAAAUGUGGAGGUGAUGUCUUACCCCCAGCUAGUCAAAUUAUGUCAAGAGAUGGACUCAGAAGGGCUCCACAAGUUCAUAUCAGACAACCGUAAGAAUCUUGCUGCCAUAAGGGAGGAAAUUCCACUUGCAUUAAAGGCUGCAGCUGAUCCAGCUUCUUUGGUUUUGGACUCCCUCAAGGGUUUCUACUGCAUGGAACUGCCAAAUCUGGAUGGAAAAAAAGAUUCAAAUCUACUGGGUCUACGCCGAACAUGUAUCAUGUUGAUGGAGUGCCUUAGCAUUUUGUUAACAAGCCUGGAUCUGGGCUCUGUUUCAAAUGUAAUCCCAGAAGAUGUAAAAGAACGAGCAAAGGCUAUUGCUGAAGAGUGGAAACCAAAGUUAGAUGAUCUUGAUGUGGAUGCUGGCAAUGGGAACUCCUUAGAGGCUCAUGCAUUUUUACAACUUCUAGCCACUUUUGGUAUUAAUUCUGAUUUUGAUCAGGACGACUUAUCCAAGUUAAUACCGAUGGUUUCUCGUCGUCGCCAAGCAGCUGAUCUGUGUCGUUCCCUUGGAUUGUCAGAUAAGAUGCCAGGUGUAAUUAUUGUUUUGGUGAAUAAUGGAAGGCAAAUUGAUGCUGUUAACCUAGCUUUUGCAUUUGAGCUCACAGAGCAGUUUUCACCUGUUUCAUUACUGAAAUCCUACUUGACAGAGGCAAGAAAAGUUUCUUCACCUGUAAGAUCUGGAAAUCAAUCUCCUACUCUGCAGAAUGAGGUCAAUGAAAGGGAGCUGACUGCACUUAAGGCUGUGAUCAAGUGCAUUGAAGACCACAAGCUUGAAGAGCAUUACCCCCUGGAUCCACUCCAAAAACGGGUUCUCCUGAUAGAGAAGGUGAAGGCAGACAAGAAAAGGGCAACAGAAGUUGCAAAACCUCAACCCAAAAGACCCCGUGCUAAUGGCGUAGGAUAUGUGCCCCGAGUCACUAAUGUUGCCACUGACAAGAAUUUCUAUCCUAGAAUGACCGAUAGGUAUCCCCAGUACAUUUAUGACAGACCAUAUGUUUACCCCGGACCAACUGACAACCAUGUCCCCUCACUUCUUGGUUCUGCUACUUACAACCUAUCCCCUAGUCAUGGCAACUACUUUGGAAAUGGCUUCCAGUACCAGGCUCCAUAUCUUCACUAGUUAGUAGGAUGUUUAAGCUUUGAUUAUGAUCCUCUUAACUGUUAGUGUUAACCCUUCAGUUCGUCAGAUGCUGCAAUGUAUGAUCAUUAAAAAAAAAAAAAAAAAGAAAAAAAAAAAUCGAAAAAAAGAAGGAAAACAACUAGCCAUGUUGAUCUUUAAUUUGUUGUACAAGCUAAUACUGUGAUCCUUUUAAUAUAUGUACUGUUUACUUUGUUGUGUA
Molecule: messenger RNA, 2027 nt
Organism: Cornus florida
Lineage: Eukaryota; Viridiplantae; Streptophyta; Magnoliopsida; Cornales; Cornaceae
Product: FRIGIDA-like protein 3
Exons: 4
Coding region: 167-1807 (546 amino acids)
Source: RefSeq, a predicted model, not a curated record